Messenger RNA from Patiria miniata (bat star), 2214 nucleotides. Its product is annotated as outer dense fiber protein 3-like. The coding region runs from base 156 to 914 and encodes 252 amino acids. NCBI's taxonomy places the organism in Eukaryota, Metazoa, Echinodermata, Asteroidea, Valvatida, Asterinidae. The record is from RefSeq and is a predicted model, not a curated record. The transcript is spliced from 5 exons. Gene Ontology annotation, cellular component: cytoskeleton.
UCGUGCGUGUAUACGUGUGUACAUUUACGUGCAUGCUGCUAGUUCGCGCAAUAUCCUGAUAAGAUUUGGUAAACUUGCUACGGUGAAAAAGGACGUGUCUGACUUUAUUCCGCUAUAACGUUUCCCCCGAAAAAACAACAAAAAAAGAGAAAAAUAUGGCAGCCGGAUGGGAACCAACCACACCCAGGCAGCCCAUUGCGGCCAUGUACAAUGGCCCUGGCCCGGGCCAGUACCUUCUCCCUGGUGGAACCGGUACCCAGAGAAGUGAUCCCCGCAAGAAGAUGUUCCCGGCUUACAGCUUUGGCAUCAAGCACACAAAGUUCACGGACGACUGCAGCCCAGGCCCGCGCUACCUGACGAACCCACGCAUCAACAGGCACGGCUAUGCUGGGGAACCUCAUUACUCACUCUAUAGUCGGCCUAAGGAGCCCCGUAUGUUCAGCACUCCGGGCCCCGGGCGCUACUCACCAGAGAAGUCUGGACAGAUGGCCUACAAGAAGGCUGCAUCCUACUCCUUUGGUGCCAGAACAAAAGGCAGCAAGCAUGACAAGUCACCAGCCCCCAACAAUUACUCACUGCCUAGCAUUCUCGGGGGUAAAUCCAUCGCUGUGACCUCGGCCCCAAAUUACUCCAUGACUGGUCGCAGUAAGAUCGGAUCCUGUGACGAGGACCUGUCCAAGACGCCGGGACCGGGCACGUACAAGGUGGUGGAGCCCUCCGUCUACAAGAAGAGAGAUCCACUGUACUCAAUGACUGGCAGGAACCAGUUGCCCAGCGACUCAACGCAGAAACCAGGCCCAGGAGCCCACAGUCCUGAAAAGGUUGUCAUCAACAAAGAAAUGGCCCCCAAAUUCUCCUUUGGAAUCAAGCACUCAGAAUACACGACACCUUUAAUAAGCGAUGCCUCUGAUUAAUUAUAUAGUCUUCUAACCAAUGGGUGGUUCUAUGGGAAUGGUUCAACACGGUACAACUGGCUUAUUUAUUCAGCGGUAACUUAGUAGUGUCAGUAGUAUCCCUCAGAUUGCUGUACAAGGAUAGGUAAAUGCAUUUUAAGAAAAUGGGGGAGAAAAUACAUUUUCAGCCGUGCAUUUCAGCCAUAACAUAGUUUUCAUUUAGCCAGGUAUAAGUGGGAAUGCACAAAGUUAACUAGUGUUUGCCGUUUUUUUAACGCAGUUUUAGGAUAAGGCCAGCCCCAGUCCUGGUGCAGUUAAUGAGGGAUGCUACUGACUUGUGCGUCAAUUUACAGGAUAACUGUUUCAUCAGUUUGAUUCAAAUGAAUUGGGAUAAUUGUGCCAUUUGUGAAAUUGAGAGCUUGUUGCCAACAAUGUCUUGCAACCCGAUGUUUUGACAUGGAAGAAAAAAAAAAAUCAUGCCGCAAUAAAUUUACUUGAUAAACAAUGAUCACGUACGUGCAGGUAUAAAUUUUGUAAUUAUAAAGACGUGGCAGAUUAAUGACCCAUUUUGAUGUUUGGUGUGCUGCCAUUUGCACUGAAGUAAUGGGAUAAUCUCGACACCAAAAAUGAAAAAACCAAAAUGUAUUAAGAUAAUCAACUACCUUGAUGUGUAUAGUGUAAAUAAAUAUGUUGCGGUCUUGUCCUUCUGUUGUUUUAUAUAAUUACUGUGAUAUUUGUUUGCCGAUCAUGUCCAACAAAUUGUAGAAAUUAGAAAACAUUAAGAAAAUUGUCAAAAUGGUGCAGUACGGAAAAUGAUCAAAUGAUUUUAGUCAUUUUAAAUUAACUUUUUAAACCAAUUUGAUAUAUGUCUGCUUUUUUCCUACAUCUUAAAAUCAACAUGUCUGCAAAAAUGAAAUGUAUUAUGCUUGAUUUAUUAAAUCGAGAAAACAAUUUGAAUGCAAGUAAUUCUUCCAAUCAAUCUUUUUAACAGAGUGUACAUGUAGGGACAGCCAUUGAACCACCGACAUAAGUUUUUUUGCAGUGUGAUACAUGUUUUUCCGUUUUUAUUUUGUAAAUACUAAAGCACUAGGGGAUUACAUUCCGUCCAAAACAUUGCAAAAACUGCAUUCUUGAAUUAGGUUAUAUUUUUCCAGGGGCACUUUGUCAAUCAGCUUGAAAACUUCCAAAUUUCUUUUAUUUUUGACAAGUAGCUAGUAGUCAAUCAUGGAAUAUAUCGACCAUUUUACCUUUUGUACUGCAAACAUUAACACUUUGUUUCUGACAUGAAGGAUCAAUAAAUACUUCAGUGUACGCAUUAUAA